AUGGCCGAUGCAUUUCGUGUGUUCAAACCAACAUCAAAGCAAGAAGAUAAUUCCAUCACUACUUCUGGAACUGAAAUCUUCAAAAUGCUUAAGUAUUUCCAGAAGAAAUUUAUUCUUUUUAUUGCAAUAUUAUUCCAUUGUUUAUCAGGAGCAGCUCCAUUGUUAAUGAAUGUUAUGUAUGGAGACUUAACUACUGGUCUAUCAACAGGAGAUAGCGAUAUGGUCAAAGCGAUAAUCCCUGUUGUUAUCAAAAUGGCAAUUAUUAACGGGACAAUGGUUGUUCUUUCAUUGAUUUCCCAAUUUCUGCGCGCGUAUUGUACCCCUUUGUUUUCUGCUGAUUUAAGAUCAAAAAUAUUUGAUUCCAUUAUUGAUCAAGAUAUGUCAUAUUUUGAUACAAUGAAUUCAGGAAUAUUGGUUUCAAGAUUAUCCGAGGAUGUAACAAUAGUCAAGGAAAUUUAUGUAGAUAAGUUACUUGAAAUAAUGCAACAUUUUAUUACAACAAUAGGAGGACUUAUUGUUGCACUCACAACAAGUUGGAUAGUUGCUCUGGCUUCACUCGGAAUAAUUAUCAUCAUUACAGUAAGCUACGUCAUUGCAGAAAAAGUAAUAGGAAAUUAUUGGCGUGAAUACAGUGACAAGUCAUCAUUUGCAUCUUCUAGAGUCAGCGAGGUAAUCUCACAAAUUAGAACAGUGAAAGCCAAUGAUUGUGAAAUAGAUGAGCAUCAGGGAUAUGAUAAAACAUUAGAAUCGAUCCAAAAUAUUUAUAAGAAGACAUCCAUUGCACAUGGAAUCAAGGAUAUGUUCUUCAACAUGUUUGGGAAUGGAUUAGUUGCAAUAGUUUGUUAUGUUGCAUGCUAUUUAAUAAUUAGAAAACCAAAGCAUCAACUGGUUCCUGGAGAUGUAAUGACAAUCAUGAUGUCCCUGAUGUUUGCAUCAAUUAGUUCGACUCAAAUAUUUUCAUGCUCAGAUAGCUUUAGAAAAGCAAAUAUUUCAUCAGUUAAAAUAUUGGAGUUAAUUAAUAGAAAACCUGCAAUAUCCAGAAGGAGUGGGAGUGAUAUUGGAAAGAUAAAAGGAGAUAUCGAAUUCAAGGAAGUUUCCUUCAAAUAUCCAUCAUCUCAAACAAAUGCUGUAGAGAAAUUGUCUUUUUCAAUAAAAGCAGGUGAAACUGUUGCAUUCGUAGGAGAAAGUGGAUGUGGAAAGUCAACAACAUUGCAAUUAAUCCAAAAGUUUUAUGAUAUCAAUGACGGUCAGAUUUUAAUAGAUGGUCAUGAUAUUAAAGAUGUUUCUCAAGUAUCAUUAAGAAAUAACAUAUCUUGUGUUUCACAAACACCAAUUUUGUUUUCAAUGUCAAUUGAAGAUAAUAUUAAAUAUUCAGUUGAUAAUGCAACAGAUGAUGAAGUGAUAAGGGCCGCAGAAAUUGGAAAUUGCCAUCAAUUUAUCAACGAACUUCAACAAAAAUAUCAAACUGAUGUUACACAAACUUCUUUAAGUGGUGGACAAAAGCAAAGAAUAUGCAUAUCAAGAGCAAUUCUCACAAAUGCACCAAUACUACUUCUUGAUGAAGCAACAGCCUCAUUAGAUGCACAAUCGGAAAAUUUAGUUCAGGAAUCUAUUGAGAACUUCAGAAAAGAAAAAACAACAAUAAUUGUUGCUCACAGGUUAUCAACAGUUCAAAAUGCUGAUAAAAUAUUUGUUUUCAGUAAAGGUACAAUAAUUGAAUCAGGUACUCAUAAAGAACUCUUAGAAAAGUCUGGCGCCUAUGCAGAACUUGUUAAAUACCAAUUAAAAUAA
Trichomonas vaginalis G3 is the source of this 1791-nucleotide messenger RNA. Its product is annotated as ABC transporter B family. The transcript has a single exon. Gene Ontology annotation, molecular function: ATP binding; ABC-type transporter activity; ATP hydrolysis activity. Gene Ontology annotation, cellular component: membrane. The record is from RefSeq and is a predicted model, not a curated record. Gene Ontology annotation, biological process: transmembrane transport. Bases 1 to 1791 code for a protein of 596 amino acids. NCBI's taxonomy places the organism in Eukaryota, Parabasalia, Trichomonadida, Trichomonadidae.